This is a messenger RNA of Elaeis guineensis (African oil palm), 1216 nucleotides long. RefSeq names its product probable BOI-related E3 ubiquitin-protein ligase 2. Gene Ontology annotation, molecular function: ubiquitin-protein transferase activity. Lineage: Eukaryota; Viridiplantae; Streptophyta; Magnoliopsida; Arecales; Arecaceae. The record is from RefSeq and is marked provisional.
CUUGCCAUGGCUUUCUUUCCCCAGCACCACCUCCAGCAGCCGCCACCGCCCAAUACCUACAGGAGUUUUGUACCCGCCGAUGGCCAGACGACCGCUCCGAUCGCCUUCUUCAGCACCACGAGUUUCCCCGACCAAUCCCACCCUUCUUUCGUUCAUGUCAUGGGGCUCGCCCCGGGUUCCGUUCCAGCGGCUGACGGGGGAUCGAAUGGGUGGGAGCCGAGGAGUAAGAAGCUCAAGGAGCAGGACUUUCUGGAGAACUCGCAGAUCUCGUCCAUCGAUUUCCUGCAGACGGGGUCGGUCUCGACCGGCUUGGGGUUGUCGUUGGAUGAUCGGAGGGUGGCGGCAUCUUCUGGGGAUUCGCCGCUGCCCCUUCUUCCUAUGAUUGAUGAGGACAUUGAUCGAGAGGUUCAGAGGAUGGAUGCCGAGAUGGACCGCUUCAUCAAGAUUGAGGUUGAGCGUCUGAGGCAAUCAAUACUGGAGAAGAUGCAGGCGAAGCAAUUUCAGACAUUGGCUACUGUCGAGGACAACAUCCUGAGAAAAAUACGAGAAAAAGAAUCAGAGGUUGAGGAGAUCAAUAAGAGGAACAUGGAGCUUGAGGAUCAGAUGAAACAGUUAGCCAUGGAAGUUGGUACGUGGCAGCAUCGUGCCAAGUACAAUGAAAAUAUGAUCGCUCACCUCAAGUAUAGUCUCGAUCAGGUGUAUGCCCAGAGCAGGGAUAACAAAGAAGGGUGUGGUGAUAGUGAGGUAGAUGACACAGCCUCUUACUGCAAUGGUGGAGUCAUCAAUUUACAGCUUAUGUGCAAGGAGAACAAGGAAAUGAAGGAUUCAAUGGUUUGUAAGAUAUGCAAACUCAACGAGGCAUGUAUGCUUUUGCUGCCCUGCCGGCAUCUUUGCCUCUGCAAAGAGUGUGAGAGCAAGCUGAGUUUCUGUCCGCUGUGUCAGUCCUCAAAGUUUAUCGGCAUGGAGAUCUAUAUGUAAUGGAAUAUUGUUGUGAUGAAAAUCCAGUUCCUCCAUCAGGUUUAUACUUAAUCAUUGACAGAGAGACUUUAAUCAUAGGGCUUCUAGUGAAUAUGUCAUACAUUUGCCAUUUCUUGGACUCUCUAUAUCAUACCGUAAUGUGCUUCAUGUGUGCCCUUGAAAUUGAACUCUCUCCUAAAAUUUGCUGUUUCAUUUUGAUUUCCGCAGACAAUUCGUAUGUUAUGAAUAGUCGAUUCAC